GUGUCGCGACUCGCGAGUGUCACCUCAGUUCAGGUGUCUCCGCAUCUGCACGCCAUGUCAUUGCCCUCGUUAUAGGCCGACCUUCGUCAGCCUGCAAACCCGUUUCCAACUUAUUUCAAAUGUUUCCAAACAGCUAUGCAUUUCUACAAAUUGAUACUUGCCUAUUUCAAAGGAAAUAGGUGUUUUAGCAACUUUAUUUUGGUUACUAAUGAAUUUUCCAAGUUUGAAUUAUUGUCAAUCGACAAUCAGGUUAUAUUAUUUAUUAUCUUCCAAGAAUCAUCCAGUUAAUAAACUGAAAAAACCCAAACAGGAUUGUUACAUUAUCAGAAUGGACUGAUGAGAUUGAGUUCCAAGUAGGAGGAUGUUUUCCGAACUGGUGGUAGGAGGUGGGGAGUCAUCAGCCAACAAGAUUGAAAUGAUGACGUCACGAAGCACCUUUGAAUAAGUGUGCGGCGAGGGGGCGACAUCCACUAGUGUGAUAGUGUCAGCGUGUGAGUGUUAGUGUCAGUCUGUGAUCAGCGCCUGGACCUUGCACUAGCCAUGGAGAGAAAAGCUCAUCUAAUCACUGCUGUUGCAUUAGCUGUGCUAGGAGUCGCAUUUGUCUCUGGCCAACUGGCAAGAGUGGAGCCGGUGACAGAGAUCUGCCUGGGCUGCAUCUGUGAAGCAGUCUCCAACUGCAACCGAUCACUGGCAUGCGAAGGAGAUGUCUGCGGCAUCUUCAGGAUAACUUGGGCUUACUGGGCUGAUGCUGGAAAGCCGGUUAUCCUCAACGACGAUGCAAAUGCGGAGGGCGCAUAUUCAAGAUGUACAAAUGACCCAGUAUGCGCUGGAAAAGCUGUCACUAACUACAUGAACAAGUUUGCUCAGGACUGCAACGGCGACGGUGUUGUGAACUGCUACGACUAUGCAGCCCUGCACAGGCACGGAGGCUAUGGGUGUCGGCAGGCGCUCGACGCUCAGUACAACGAGAAGUUCACCAACUGCCAGCGUCAAGUCGAACAAUUCAUCCAAUCCAAGCCACAAGUCGUCUGACUACUUCAACUCAAUUCCAACUAAUCAAGUUUAUUCAAUAAGAUUGUGCCAUACGAUAUUAUGCCAGUUGAUAUUUAUUUAUAUUUUUAUACACAGUACCGUAUUGUGAAUUUGAAAGAAAAUGAAACUGUAUUGUGGACUAGAAUAGAAACGUGCUCAGUGUGAAAAAUAAUAACUGGUCGAUACAAUUGUGACGAAUCCAUUAAUUAAUAAAACUUCACAAAUCACAAUGUGAA
This is a messenger RNA of Nilaparvata lugens (brown planthopper), 1268 nucleotides long. RefSeq names its product invertebrate-type lysozyme 3. NCBI's taxonomy places the organism in Eukaryota, Metazoa, Arthropoda, Insecta, Hemiptera, Delphacidae. The transcript is spliced from 5 exons. The coding region runs from base 541 to 1032 and encodes 163 amino acids. Gene Ontology annotation, molecular function: lysozyme activity. The record is from RefSeq and is a predicted model, not a curated record.